Molecule: messenger RNA, 831 nt
Organism: Sphaeroforma arctica JP610
Lineage: Eukaryota; Ichthyosporea; Ichthyophonida
Exons: 1
Coding region: 15-701 (228 amino acids)
Molecular function (GO): thiol oxidase activity
Source: RefSeq, a predicted model, not a curated record
CCGCUCUAUCGACCAUGCUUGUAUUCCCAGGAGAUAUUCUUGGAACAUCGCGUUGUGAAUAUUGGUACCCUGAGGUUGGUCCUAAAUCUGCACAAGCUGCACAUUCCCGCAAGCUUAUGUAUAAUAUACUUGCUGCAUUGUGGCCUACACACAAAUAUGGUGCGGUCCCGUCUCUUGAUGAGGUUAUGAGUUUACUGAGCGGACCUGAACAAAUCGGAGACUACAGUCAAUGCGUCACCGACAGUAAAGAUAAUUCCACAGCAAUUUACAAUGCACUUGCAAUGGCCGGUGGUAGAGCGAGUCAGCCGAAUCAAGUUUGGAGUAUUGUACAUACAGUCAUGCACAAUUACCCUAUCACAGGCAUGACAAGUAAUCAGGUACAGGCGUCGCGUGCAUUGGCUGAUUUUCUGCAGCAUAAUUUCUGGUGCACGGAUUGUCGUGGGGUUUUCGCUGUAGGUGUUUUGAAUGAAUUUGGUUUUCCUCCCCAAACUAACGAUCCAUAUGCUCACGCCAAGUGGUGGUGGCAAGGUCACAAUACAGCUAGUGAGCAUACGGCCUCAACUCGUGGUGGACACCCUUGGCUGUUUCCUCAUGGAGACGAGGCAAUUGCAAUGGUGGGAGGUGGCAAUCUCUUCUAUAUGAGCUAUGAGGACUCGGAGCAGAUGUGGACCCUUCCAGAAAGUUUUGAAGAUCUGAUCUGAACAAUCGCGUUAAAGUAUACGAGUAUGCAAAAGUACUUUUGGUAUACAUCUCGCCUUAGGUGCGCUACUUUGUUGCAUUCAUAUUCUCAUAUUAAUUCGUAACAAUCAAGUCCAGACUCCUUUGAUAAUC